Molecule: messenger RNA, 2062 nt
Organism: Punica granatum (pomegranate)
Lineage: Eukaryota; Viridiplantae; Streptophyta; Magnoliopsida; Myrtales; Lythraceae
Source: RefSeq, a predicted model, not a curated record
CUUGUGAUCAGUUUGUGUGUUUGCAAAAAAAGAAAAAAAAAGGAAAGAAUCGAUUCAUAAUUAUACAUGCCUCGUGAUUUUAGAGAUAUAAUAAUUUCUCUUUUGGGUAGACUUAAACGAAUUUUUGGGUAGCCUGUAAAGCGUGGCAAAAUUAAUUUUUCCAUCAAAGAGGAAAGGGCCCAUCCUUCCUUCCUUCCUGCUCAUUCAUUCCCGCCGUCCAUAUUCUCUCUCAUUCAUUCCCGCCGUCCAUAUUUCUGCGGCCAUUUCAAUCUUUUUUUUUUGUUUUGGCCUUUUUCUAAUACAGCCAUUUCUACUUUUAAAACUUACUCGGUGUUGGCUCUGACCCAACUCCUUUCCCCCCUCCUAUAAAAAUCCCCACUUCUCUAGACUAGAUGAGGAAGAACAUCAUCCAUAUAUACUCUAUAUAUAUAUAUAUCCAUCCAUAAGGGCAUCUUUAAUCUCCUCGAACAUGAGGCUUUCCCCCAUCAACGGCGCCUCUUCAUUGACCUCCUCCUCAAAUAACAACGCCACUGACUUGGUUAAUCUGAUUAACAGUAAAAUCUUAUCACAAGGCCUUGAUGGGCUCAGCAGAAACUUCCAUUCCCAGAACUACCCCAUCAAGUGCCAGCCCAGCUCGGUAUGCUGCAGCAUCGCUGUCGCGUACCCCUCGGACCGUCUCAUACCACCUCACCACGUGGCAACUGCAGCACCACGAGCACCUCCCCAGAGGAUAUCCAAGAACUGGAUGGAGUACCAGGGGAUCAGCAACUGGGAAGGGUUGCUUGAUCCCCUUGACGACACCCUCCGGCGUGAGAUACUCCGCUAUGGUGAGUUUGUCGAGGCCGCAUACCGUGCGUUCGAUUUCAACCCCGAGUCUGAGACGUUCGCCACUUGCAAGCAUCCCCAGAGCUCCCUCCUCACCCGGUCAGGAAUACGGGAGACUGGGUACAGGCUGACGAGACACCUGCGGGCCACGUGUGGCGUCCAGCUCCCCCUGUGGAUGGACAGGAUGCCGAGCUGGAUGUCCACCCAGUCGAGCUGGAUUGGCUACGUGGCAGUCUGCCAGGAUAAGAAGGAGAUCUCGAGGCUGGGGAGGCGGGAUAUCGUGAUUGCCCUUCGUGGCACUGCCACCUGCCUUGAGUGGAUUGAGAAUCUCCGCGCCUCCUUGACAGGUCUACAUGGCGAUGUCGAGCAGGAUGAUGUUCCGAUGGUACAGAGCGGGUUCCUAAGCUUGUACACAUCGAGAACUUCCACGUCGCCAAGCCUGCAGGACGCUAUAAAGGAGGAGAUAGCGAGAAUCAUCAGAACAUACGGUGAUGAGCCCCUGAGCAUUACCCUCACAGGCCACAGCCUCGGUGCAGCAUUGGCUAAACUUGCAGCGUAUGACAUACGUACCACCUUUGACAAUGCACCCAUGGUGACUGUAGUUUCAUUCGGCGGUCCUCGUGUAGGGAACAUAAACUUCCGAUGUCGCCUGGAAGAUAGUGGAACAAAAAUAUUACGUAUCGUGAACUCGGAUGAUCUGGUCACCAAAGUGCCCGGUUUUGUGCUGGAGAACUCUGGAUUGCCAAAGAACAAGGCAGUCCAAGUAACAGGCUUCCCAAGCUGGUUCCAAAAGAGCGUGGAAGACAUGCGGUGGGUGUAUGCCGAUGUCGGGCAAGAACUACGGCUCAGCAGUCGCAUGUCUCCUUAUCACAGCAAGGGAAACAUGGCAACAUGCCACGAGCUUAGAACAUACCUCCAGCUGGUGAAUUGCUUCGUUAGCUCCGCAUGUCCCUUCAAAGCAACGGCAACAAGCUUGCUGAACUUUCACUAUCCCGAAAACUCGUUGCUUUGAUUGUUGAUACAAAACGUGUUAUUAAUUCGUACAUAAAUUAGAAGUAGGACCGAAGCUUGUGGGUCUCCACAAAUAAGAUGAUCCCACUCGACUGUACAAUGUAUCAGUUAGCGCUUCUCCCUUUCCAUGCAACGGACAGUGAUGAAAAUUUUGUACGAGUUUAUUGAUAAUUAGAUUGUUUGCAGCAACUGGACAUUUGUACUAAUAUUGCCACAAAAAUAUAUU